AUGGUGAAGAAACAUUUCUACGAUGGACUAGUGCAGCUCGCCAUUCUGUUCAGUUUGCUUGGGACGGACAUAAACUCUUAUCUGAACAGCCAAGACCAACAGAACCAAGGAAUCAGUCUCACCGAGAUCAUCCAGGGACAAAACCUUGCUCUGACUCAAUCCCCGAGUCCGUUCAACCCGAAUUUGUUGACCGGUUACCUGAAUUUAAAAUCGGCACACCAUGAUCGGUAUGAGAGGGAGCGAGAGAUUCUCCAAGAGCUGCACCAGCUCAAGCCCAGCUCCAAGGCUUUCCCGUUGGACAUUACGGCCCUUUUGUUAGAAGGAGGACUGCAGACGGAGGAAGGGACACAUGCAACAGCUGAAGAACCGACUUCCCAAGGAGCAGAACCAAACCUAGGACAUCCCGCGAAUGACGAAGUUGAAGGAGCCACAGGUCCCUCCCCAGUUGGGGACCUUACAAAAGAGGACAUGGACCUUAUCAAGGUGUUGUGGCAGCAGGACAUUGACCUGGGUGCCGGGCUGGAAGUGUUCGAUGCAGGGCUACGCCAGCAGGAGCUGGAGAAACAACGGGCCCUGGAGAAGGAGAAGGAAGAGUGCAGCAAGGCACAGGAGUGGCAGGAAGGAGUGGACUACUUUGUGGACUCUGAGACAGGAGAACACAUCCCUCUGCCACCCAGACAGCCUGAGAUGGCACCGCAACAGCCAUCCACUGAUCCUAUAAUGACGAUGGACCAGUGCAUGCAGUACCUACAGAAUAUGAUGCCGGUACCAGAGUCAGAACAACCACAGGUUCCAAGUCCUCCAGCUACGGUCCCAGAUUUGGACCAGACGUUGCAGGAUUUAGCCAGUAUUGAGGAACUGGGGUUGGGUCUGCCACAACAGUACAGCUACAGCCACAACACACAAGACACAGUAAGCCAGCCCAGCCCAGUGUCCAACAUCAACACCAACGUCAGCCUGGUGAACGCCAUCAACGCCACGCUGGACGACGGCCUGCUUCCUGCGGCCGAUCUGCCCGGUGAUGACCACAACCUGAGCCAGAUGCCCAUCAUGGACAACUUUGAUCUCAACAUGACACAGCUUCUCCUGAACACGGACCCGUCCGAGUUUGACCAGCUGCUGUCCGGAGGGAUGCUGGACGACGGCAGCCUGAUGGACGUGGACUUCAACAUCAGCGAGGCCGGGAGCGACUCCGGGCUCUCGCUUCAUGACAACGAAACGUCCUCCAUGUCGGAGCACGAGUCCAGCUCGGCCUACGACAUGAGCUCCAACUGUGACGGCGGCAGCGAGUGUGACAUGGACAUGCUGGGUGCCACCGGCGUGUCUCGGACGGAGGUCCCUGGGGUCCAGUUCGAGGAGAGCGAUGCAGAGGAAGGCGCCGUCGGUUACCAGCCUGUCUUCAAGUCGUGCGGGAUGGAAGCCAUCGGGAACCACAGCUACUCAGGGAACCAGCCCGGUGACCAACCGUCCUUCCAGGCCUCCAAGGAGCACGUCAACCACAACCACACCUACCCGCUCCCGCCCGGCUCCGAGAAGCAGCACAUGCGCCGGGGCGGCUCGUCACGCCGAAACGGCACCCCUCCGCGAGGCUCGGACAACAACGGCAAGGGCGGGAGGAGGAGGUCGAAAGACGAGCGCCGGGCCAAGCAGCUGAAGGUUCCCUUUUCCAUCGACAGGAUCAUCUUUACUCCCGUUGAUGACUUCAACGACAUGCUGACCCAACAUCCGCUGACUGACGCACAGCUCCAACUCAUCCGAGACAUCCGCCGCCGGGGCAAAAAUAAGAUAGCAGCGCAGAACUGCAGAAAAAGGAAGAUUGACACCAUCUACACCCUAGACGACGAUGUCAAACAACUGAUGGAAGACAAAGAACGGCUGAUCAAAGAACGGGGCAUGAUCGACAAGAACCUGCGCACCAUGCGGGAAAAGUUCGACAAGCUCUACGAGGAGGUGUUCCGCUCGCUGCGCGACGACAACGGGCAGCCCUACUCUCCCGACGAAUUCUCCCUCCAGCAGACAAGCGAUGGGAACGUGUUCCUGGUUCCAACCAACUCUACCGUGUCCUCGACUGCAACACGCACAAACCCAAAGGGGAAGAAGAGAAAAGGGUCAAAGAACAGCAAGUAGAUAAGUGUGUAACGCGUAAGCACACGAGUGCUGUCUCAACUUAAGGCUAAAUCUUAAGUGUCUUGUAACGAGUUUGAAAAGUUACCUUGUUGUAACUAAGAAAGUGACCAGUAAGAUUGGAAGAAGGUUAUAGUGUGAACGAAUUACAACAAUGUAGCAUCGCCUGGAUGUUAGCUAGCAGGGAUACAGAGCAGUCCAGUUCUAGCCUUGUGCAAUACCUAAAUAUGCUGAAGGCAAAGUUGAAAAAAUGUCUUUGGGCAGUUACUUCUGAAUCCACAAUUAGUUUUUUUAAUUUGAUAUUUCUUUAAAAAAAACUAGUUCUUCAAGGCAGGUUUGAAGAAAUUGAAGUUUUUGCUGUUCAAUAUUGUGCUUCAGUUUUCUGUUUGAAGUUAUGUUCUACAGACGGGGUCAAUAGAAAAAUGUGCAGAAAGAGUGAGCAGCAAUGUAAAUGUGCUUUGUCACUAGUGUUUCAAAGAAAAAAGGUAUCUGGCAUAUCUUGCGUUUCAGUGCUCCCUUCUACAAUGCUGUAAAUACUUCUUGUAAAAAAUUUUCUACGCAGUUAACAAACGUAAAUGUUCUGAUGAUAGUGGAGCUUGCAAGAAUCGAGCUAGUGAGGAAGACCACGCUUUCCUCUUAAAGGUGACCAUUCUUUCCAAAACAACUUGUAAAUAUCCCAAUGAAGGCGUCCAGAGGACAUAGAAGUAGCUUUAUACUUCAACAUUUGUAAAUAGAUAUGUUGCUCCAAAAUGCAUAAAGAAAAAAAGAGAAAAUAUCCUUGUUUUUUUUUAAGUUAGUCAUUAUUAUAGACUAAGUUUUCUUUUUCAUGUAAGCCACAAAGCUACAGUAAUUGCAUCUGGAGAAAAACAAAUGUAUAUAAAAGCAAGGGUUGGAUGAAUAAAGAUAUGUUUAUUACUAAA
Messenger RNA from Branchiostoma belcheri (Belcher's lancelet), 3044 nucleotides. Its product is annotated as nuclear factor erythroid 2-related factor 1-like. NCBI's taxonomy places the organism in Eukaryota, Metazoa, Chordata, Leptocardii, Amphioxiformes, Branchiostomatidae. Gene Ontology annotation, biological process: regulation of transcription by RNA polymerase II. The coding region runs from base 1 to 2127 and encodes 708 amino acids. The transcript is spliced from 6 exons. The record is from RefSeq and is a predicted model, not a curated record. Gene Ontology annotation, molecular function: RNA polymerase II cis-regulatory region sequence-specific DNA binding; DNA-binding transcription factor activity, RNA polymerase II-specific. Gene Ontology annotation, cellular component: nucleus.